AUGGCGCCCGCAUUCAAGCGCAGAAAGCUGGGUCGCGCAGAUCAACCAGAAGAGCUCACAUUCGACCCUUCAGCGCGAAAUGAAUACCUCACAGGCUUUCACAAGCGCAAGGAAGCCAGAAAAGAGGCUGCUAGGGACGCUGCCAUCAAGCGGGAGAAAGAGGAGCGAAUCAGAGAACGCAAGCAGGUAACGAUAAAUACAACAAUAUCAAAGACCUUGGCAGAAUGCUAAGAACUGGACUUUCAGAUUCGUGAUCAACGCAAGGAAGACCUCGAGCAACAUGUCGCGGCCGUGAACGAUGAAUUGAGGAAGCAGGAAGCUAUGAUUAAUGGAGAAUCGACCGAGGGCGAUGAAGAUGAGGAGGACGCUUUCGAAGGAUUCGAUGAUGAGUCUGGGGAGCAAGAGAAGGAGAAAGUAGAGGUGCUACCAGAUGACGAGGAAUACGUGGACGAGGAUAAGUAUACAACGGUCACGGUAGAAGCCAUGGGCGAGUCAGAACAAGACGACAAUGAUGAAGAUGGCGGAGCAGUCGAGAAGAAGGCUGCAUCAGCCUUAACGCCGAACGGCGAUGCGACAGCUGUGAAAAAGAAGCGACCAUGGGCUAAGGAUGGCGAAGCAAAGAAGACCAAGAAGAAGAAAUUCCGAUAUGAGAGCAAGGCGGAGCGUGCUGUCACGAGACAAAAGCAGAAGACGAAAAACCGAAAGGCUGCUGACGCUCGGCGCAAGGGAUGA
Messenger RNA from Lecanosticta acicola, 732 nucleotides. The record is from the annotation of a GenBank genome assembly. NCBI's taxonomy places the organism in Eukaryota, Fungi, Ascomycota, Dothideomycetes, Mycosphaerellales, Mycosphaerellaceae.